UAGACGUACGUAGCUCGUGCCAAAGCUGGCAUCUUCCUCAGUUGAAGGAGGAUCUGGUCCGAAGAAGACGGUGAAAGAGAAAUGCCAGGAGCAAAAGCGCAAGCGAGGUAGCGUACGUACGGUCGUGGCCUUGCUCCCCUCCACACACGUCGCGCAUGCACGCGUGGCGCCCAGACACGUGCCCGCGCUCGCACGUCCCUCUCCGCGCCUUUAACUCCUCCCCGCCAUUUCCCAGCCACCACAGUGCCAUCUCGACACCUCCGAGCUGCCCCGACUCCUCAAAGCCACGCGUCGCGCGACUAGGCCGUGCGUAGGAGCAUGGCAGAUCGACAGCAGCACGUGCACGGCGAGGGCGUGUCCCCGGCGGACUCGUCAGCGACGCUGCUCCGGCGGGUGCAGACCCACGCGCCCAACUCCAAGCAGGUGGUCGGCUUCCUGACGCUCCUCGUCUCCGGCGCCGUGCUCCUCCUCUUGACGGGGCUCACGCUGACGGGCGCCGUCGUCGCGCUCGUCUUCCUGGCCCCGCUCGCGCUGCUGACCAGCCCCAUCUGGGUGCCCAUCGCCAUCGUGCUCUUCGUCCUCGUCGCGGCCGCGCUCUCCGCCUGCGGCUUCGUCGUCGCCGCGCUCGCGGCGGGAACGUGGAUGUACCGGUACUUCACGGGGCGCCACCCCGUGGGCGCCGACCGGGUGGACUACGCGCGCAGCCGGAUCGCCGACACGGCCAGCCACGUCAAGGACUACGCAAGCGAAUACGGCGGGUACCUGCACAGCCGCACCAAGGACGCCGCGCCGGGCGCCUAGGCGCACGCCGGCGCCACGGAGCAUGUCGCCGUUACGUUAGGUCGCUGAAGCUUUUUUGCUCGUGUUCUUUGUACUCUCUCGUGCCGUUAAUCUCCUCUGCUUUUCAUAAGGUUGGUGUUCUUUUGUAGAGUGAAUUAGUUGGAUCUAGUGCUGAUCAAAUGGGCGAUUCGGCACGGCAUGGCCCGAGUCAGAAAUGGCAUAGCCCGUUUAGGCACGGCUUGGUUUGGCCUGUUAACCAACGUGCCGUGUCGGUCUGCUUGUUGAGCCGUCAGCCCAAGGCCGUGGCACGAUAGGACGUGGAAAAUCAGAAAUAAAAAAUAAAA
Phragmites australis (common reed) is the source of this 1124-nucleotide messenger RNA. Its product is annotated as oleosin-like. The record is from RefSeq and is a predicted model, not a curated record. Gene Ontology annotation, cellular component: membrane; monolayer-surrounded lipid storage body. The transcript has a single exon. Lineage: Eukaryota; Viridiplantae; Streptophyta; Magnoliopsida; Poales; Poaceae. Gene Ontology annotation, biological process: lipid storage. The coding region runs from base 319 to 801 and encodes 160 amino acids.